AAAAAAAUACAAGAAAUGCAGAGGUUCCUGGGGUUGGAGGUGACGGGGGAGCUGGACUCCAACACUCUGGAGGUGAUGCUCAAACCCAGAUGUGGGGUUCCUGACGCUGGUCACUUCAGCACCUUUCCUCACACGCCCAAGUGGGGGAAAACUCACCUCGCUUACAGGAUUAUUAGCCAAACAACAAACUUGACAAACGAUGUUGUGGAAAGAUAUAUAGAGAAAGCCUUUCAGCUCUGGAAGAACGCAUCAUCCCUGAACAUCACCAGGGUCUCGCGAGGAGAAGCGGACAUUAAGAUUGCUUUUUUCCAAGGAGAUCAUGGUGACAACUCUCCAUUUGACGGACCCAAUGGAAUCCUGGCGCAUGCCUUUCAGCCAGGCCCGGGUAUUGGAGGCGAUGUUCAUUUUGAUGCAGAAGAAACAUGGACCAACACCUCUAAAGAUUACAACUUGUAUUCUGUUGCGGCCCAUGAGUUUGGCCAUUCCCUGGGGCUCUCUCACUCCACCGACCCUGGUGCCUUGAUGUAUCCCAUCUACUCUUUCCAUGAUCCCAGCACCUACGUGCUCCCUCAAGAUGACAUCAACGGCAUUCAGGCCAUCUAUGGACCUGCAGACAGCCCCGUCCAACCCACUGGGCCAACCACACCCACAGCCUGUGACCCCAGACUGACGUUCGAUGCUGUCACCACCCUCCGAGGGGAAAUACUGUUCUUUAAAGACAAGUACUUCUGGAGGAAGCAUCCUCAGGUACGAAGAGUUGAACUCAAUUUCAUUUCCCUCUUCUGGCCGACCCUGCCAGAUGGCAUCCAGGCUGCUUAUGAGGAUUUUUACAGGGACGUAGUUAUCGUAUUUAAAGGCAAGCAGUACUGGGCUCUGAGUGGGUAUGACAUCCAGCAAGGUUAUCCCAAGGACAUACUAAACUAUGGCUUCCCGAGCAGCGUCCACGCAAUUGACGCAGCUGCUUCCUACAGGAGGAAAACAUAUUUCUUUGUAAACAACCAAUUCUGGAGAUAUGAUGACCAAAGACAAUCCAUGGAUCCAGGUUAUCCCAAAAGCAUAGCAAGUACCUUUCAAGGAAUAGGAAGUCGAGUUGAUGCAGUUUUCCAGCGGGAUGAUGUCUUCUUUUUCUUCAGUGGACCAAUAUAUUAUGCAUUUGAUCUUAGAUAUCAGAGGAUUACUAAAGUUGAAAGAAACAGUCGAUGGCUUAACUGUAGAUACGGUUGAAGGAAGAACAAAUGUGUUCGUAACCACUUUCUGAAUGUGGGAGAGAAGUCUAAUUUGCCUGUCCAUUGUGUUGUGUCCUGUUUAUGUCUUUCUCGACAAUAAAUAAUGUCGUUUGCUGUCACUGUAUUCGCUGGACCUGUCCUCAGUGAAAAUACGCUUGGAGGAUUCCACUGACUGCUGAGGCUGCCUUUGUUCUCACAUAGUCCGUCUCAGGUUAGUGAAUCCAUCGCAAGGAGGAGAUUAAGCCUUCUUUGUCCUCCUAAUAUUCACCACUUCACUACUCACUUACCUGACUUCUAAAAUGCUCAUUUAUUCUCCGGUCUUUUAAAUGUAUCUCAAGUAUACCUGCUGCAUGUAAUUUAGCACUGGAUUUUGUCGAGAAGGAUUAU
Vicugna pacos (alpaca) is the source of this 1613-nucleotide messenger RNA. NCBI's taxonomy places the organism in Eukaryota, Metazoa, Chordata, Mammalia, Artiodactyla, Camelidae. The record is from RefSeq and is a predicted model, not a curated record.